This is a messenger RNA of Amblyraja radiata (thorny skate), 2836 nucleotides long. Its product is annotated as alpha-1B adrenergic receptor. Gene Ontology annotation, biological process: positive regulation of MAPK cascade; phospholipase C-activating G protein-coupled receptor signaling pathway; positive regulation of cytosolic calcium ion concentration. Lineage: Eukaryota; Metazoa; Chordata; Chondrichthyes; Rajiformes; Rajidae. Gene Ontology annotation, cellular component: plasma membrane. Gene Ontology annotation, molecular function: alpha1-adrenergic receptor activity. The record is from RefSeq and is a predicted model, not a curated record. The coding region runs from base 443 to 1987 and encodes 514 amino acids. The transcript has 2 exons.
CCCGCCUCUCUCCCAGGGACUGACUCGCACCAAACGUGCGGCUUCUGACCGAGUCCUGACGUCAGUGCUCCCGCACCUUUGACAGACUGGUGUCUGUGUUUGAUUUGAACAUGCUCUAUAUAAAGGCACUGAGCUGCAAGGCGGCGCACAACGGACUCAGAUGCCUAGUUAAUGCCGAGCUAGACAAGCCCCCCAACCCCCGCUUACGGCGGCACCGCGGACACCACUCACCCUUCUCGCCGCCCCAGGCUGAGCUAGGCUGAGCUGGACUGAGCUGGACUGUGCUGUACAGUCCUGGGCUGGACUGGGGUAACUCCGCAGUUGGCUCUGCAGAAGGUCGCGGCUGCUGCGGGCGGAACAAGUUGCGCCGCUGUCCGGGGCUCGGGAUGUCCGCAAUCGGCGGCCCCUCGCUGCUUGGCAGCAGCAUGAGCUGGAAUGGAGAAUGAUCUUUAACAUGAAUCUCGCACAGCCCGGCGGAGGUUUGGGUGGCAACCGGUCGUCCUUAGCACCCCUUUCGUAUGAGGGCAACUUGACCGCCAACGUUUCAAACGGGACCUUCCAAAACUGCAGCGUGCCGCCCCUCAACGCGACCCGGGGAGCGGUUCUGGGGCUGGUCCUCGGACUCUUCAUGUUAUUCGCUUUGGUUGGUAACAUUCUAGUCAUCCUCUCCGUAGCUUUCAACCGACACUUGCAAACAACCACAAACUACUUUAUCAUAAACCUAGCCAUCGCAGACUUGCUCCUAAGUACAACAGUGCUGCCCUUUUCUGUCACCUUAGAGAUCGUAGGGCACUGGAUCUUCGGGAGGAUUUUUUGCGAUAUUUGGGCGGCACUUGAUGUGCUCUGUUGUACUGCCUCCAUCAUGAGCCUGUGUGCCAUUUCAAUAGACCGUUACAUCGGUGUGCGCUACUCUCUGCGCUACCCCUCUAUUGUAACCGAGAAAAAGGCAGUGUCGGUUAUAGUGGCUGUUUGGGCUCUAUCGAUUGUUAUCUCCAUCGGACCUCUCCUGGGUUGGAAACAGCCUGCUCCGCCCGAUGAAAAGGACUGUCAGAUCACACUGGAAGCUGGUUACGCUCUCUUCUCCUCGCUGGGGUCAUUUUACAUACCCUUAACCGUCAUUCUGGUGAUGUACGUUAGGGUCUACAUUGUGGCCAAAAGGACUACCAAGAAUUUGGAGGCUGGUGUGAUGAAGGAGACCUCGGACUCCAGAGAGCUGACCUUGCGCAUCCAUUGCAGGAACAUUCAGGACGAGGCCCUUGCCUCCAGAUCCAAAGGGCCCCAUCUAAGAAGUUCGCUGUCGGUGCGCCUCCUCAAGUUCUCCAGGGAGAAGAAGGCAGCGAAAACCCUAGGCAUCGUCAUGGGCAUGUUCAUGCUUUGCUGGCUGCCAUUUUUCAUUGCCCUUCCCCUGGGUUCAUUCUUUCCAUCUUUGAAACCAACGGAGACUGUCUUUAAAGUAGUAUUUUGGCUAGGGUAUUCAAACAGCUGUGUAAACCCCAUAAUUUACUCGUGCUCCAGUAAAGAAUUCAAAAGAGCUUUUAUUCGAAUUCUGAAGUGUCAAUGUACCCGCAGAAAGCGGCCAGCCUGGCGGGUUUACAAUUACAACUGGAGAAUGAAUUCUCUUGACCAGCAGCGAAAAGACUCAGUGGACGGUGGCUCCUUUAUUUUUGGUGACAAUGACAGAAGGCCAUCAUUGUGCCAGGGUCACACUCUUGUGGACAAGAACAAGCAGCAGAACAUAGAAAUGUGCAGCCUUCGAGGAUGGAGGCUGAUUUCAUCACAACGCCGCUCUUCCUUACAGUCCAAUGGACCAAACAAAAAGUAUGAGUUUCCUGGAAGGACCAUCAAUGGAGAGUAUGGAAUCUGUAAUAGUUCAACCAUACCUACAAAGAAAACCACAGCUUUUGGGCAUUUUGCACCAAAUUCUGAGGGAUUUCAAAAGAGCGUUCCUAAUAAAAAGACGCAUCAUGUCCCAGAAACAAAUAUUUAAACAAGAAUCAAGACUUUCAUUGAAAUGCCUUGUUGUGAAAUGUUAUUUUGGUGUAUGCUAUAAUAUUUACAAAUGUAUAAUUCAUAUCAUAUUAUAAUUGCUAUAUAAAUGUUUUACUCUCAUUGCUGUACGUGUGAUAAUUCAUUGUUUCAGAUGUAUAUUAUGUUACUAUGAAAAUGUCGUACCCUCAGGAAAAUGUUUGUUACCUAGAAUGCACAAUUUACACUUCACUAAAGAUGUUUGUUUGCAUUUACAAGAUCACUGAUAUUUAAACUGCUUUAGUCUAUGUUAGAUGUAACAGUGUCUCACGUAAAACAUGUUUCCUUGAAAAUAACUUUAAAAAUCCAAGCCAUGGAAUAACUGCUGUUGUUGGUUUUGAUGAAAAAAAUAUGUUUGCAGAAGAUUCACAGUGUUCUGCUUUAAAUACCUCUGUAUAGUUGGAUAGUAUGGGACCAUGAGAUCAUGUGGCCAUUUUCAUAUUCCAAUCACUCCUGUUAAACUAGUGUCAGUUUCCCCAGAAGUAACACAAUUUAAUAGAGAAAAAGGCAAGUGAUGGAGUCCAGGCCAGAAGAGAGGACAAGGCACUGGCUCACCUUGAGCCACAAUUCUCAGUAACUGGUUGCUGAUUGCAAAGAUUGGAGAGAGGAAUCAGAUCAGGGAGUGAACAGCCAGAGAAAAGGAAGAUUCAUGAUAAAGCCAUCACAAUAACGUUUUUUUUUAUAAACAGUGAUUUUUACCAAAGACUUCAUCGUAAUAUGGUGGAGUAAGGUGCGUUGCUGAUGCAAUGCUUUAAUCGAUUGUUAUUUAAAUAAAAAAAUAAGUGUUUUAAAUAAAAGCAUGCUCCUCCAA